Messenger RNA from Dipodomys ordii (Ord's kangaroo rat), 1534 nucleotides. RefSeq names its product wingless-type MMTV integration site family, member 8A (gene Wnt8a). Gene Ontology annotation, biological process: neuron differentiation; canonical Wnt signaling pathway; multicellular organism development. The transcript is spliced from 6 exons. Lineage: Eukaryota; Metazoa; Chordata; Mammalia; Rodentia; Heteromyidae. Gene Ontology annotation, cellular component: extracellular region. The record is from RefSeq and is a predicted model, not a curated record. Gene Ontology annotation, molecular function: frizzled binding; cytokine activity. Bases 216 to 1340 code for a protein of 374 amino acids.
UCCCUCCUCCUUGGUCCCCCAUUGGGUCAGUGGCUCCUGCAGCCCUGUAAAUGAGGGACAAAUGAGAAGGGCUGUUGAUUUUUCUCCCUUGGCCAUUCAGAAUUUGCUCACAUAAAUACUGAGAAAGACUCUGCCUUUCCUCACUUUUCUUACUUGGCCCUGGGUUGGACCUGGUUCUCUGGGGUGGGCAAGACCAUGGGUAACCUGUUUAUGCUAUGGGUGGCUGUGGGCAUGUGCUGUGCCAACUUCAGUGCCUCUGCCUGGUAAGUCCUUCUCUCUACCCUCACUUCUUACCACUCAUUCCCACUGGUAUCCCCAUUCAUGUCUGCCUUCCCUAUUCUCUUUUUGGUAGGUCAGUGAACAAUUUCCUGAUCACAGGUCCCAAGGCCUAUCUAACCUACACUACCAGCGUGGCUUUGGGUGCCCAGAGUGGCAUUGAGGAGUGUAAGUUCCAGUUUGCUUGGGAGCGAUGGAACUGCCCUGAAAAUGCUCUCCAGCUCUCCACUCACAACAGGCUGAGAGGUGCUACUAGGGAGACUUCUUUCAUUCAUGCUAUCAGCUCUGCUGGAGUUAUGUACACCAUCACCAAGAACUGUAGCAUGGGUGACUUUGAAAACUGUGGCUGUGAUGAGUCAAAAAAUGGAAAAACAGGAGGCCAUGGCUGGAUCUGGGGAGGCUGCAGCGACAAUGUGGAAUUUGGGGAAAGGAUCUCCAAACUCUUUGUGGACAGUUUGGAGAAGGGAAAGGAUGCCAGAGCCCUGAUGAAUCUACACAACAACAGGGCCGGCAGGCUGGCAGUGAGAGCCACCAUGAAAAGGACUUGCAAAUGUCACGGCAUCUCAGGGAGCUGCAGCAUCCAGACCUGUUGGCUGCAGCUAGCAGACUUCCGGGAGAUGGGAAACUACCUGAAGACCAAGUAUGAGCAGGCACUGAAAAUUGAGAUGGAUAAGCGACAGCUAAGGGCUGGGAAUAGCGCUGAGAGUGGCUGGGCUCCGGCUGAAGCCUUCCUUCCUAGCGCAGAGGAGGAGCUGAUCUUUUUAGAGGAAUCUCCAGACUACUGUACCCGCAAUGCCAGCCUGGGUAUCUAUGGCACAGAGGGUCGCGAGUGCCUACAGAACAGCCGUAAUACAUCCAGAUGGGAGCAAUGCAGCUGUGGGCGCCUGUGCACUGAGUGUGGGCUGCAGGUGGAAGAGAGGCGAACUGAGGCCGUGAGGAGCUGUAAUUGCAAAUUUCAGUGGUGCUGCACAGUCAAGUGUGACCAGUGCAGGCAAAUUGUGAACAAGUAUUACUGUGCACGUUUCCCAGGAAGCACCCACUCCCCCAGCAAGGGCAGUGCCUGAAAAUGCCUCACAAAGUCACCUGCUCAGUUGCAUAACAGUGGAGAGGCACACAGCUUCUCUCUUGGAGGAAGCAGACAUUGGAAAACAACUGGAAAAUCACAGGGUUUGAUUGUGGGUCUCAUGGUAUUUGCUACAGAUGAGGAAAUAGAGGCCCAACAUUAUACAGCACGUUUUUGGCAGAGCUGGAAUUGGAA